AUGGGUCAAUCCAUGUCAAGUGAUUUCGAGAGCUUCAACAACUUACCGCCAGAGCUUCGACUGAUGAUUUGGAAAGAAGCUGUGCCGAAGAAAAAGGACACACAUGCAGCCUGCAAGAUUUUCCACGAUGCCUUUUUACGUGGUCUGCGGUUUGAAAAGCGAGAGGGGACAGAUGGACCUCGUGCCCUCCUGGAGGCAUGUUACGAUUCUCGUGCUGUGGCAAUGAAGAGUGGAUCGUAUAUGACUGUCAAGGAUAAAAAGUAUCGACUAAUCUGCCAAACACUCCGAGGACUUUUCGAAAAGCGAUACCAUUACGUUUGGGUUGACAGUAGCAUUACAACUCUUCACGUACCGAUCGCUGCACUGACCUGUGGACGCAUCACCAAUUUACCAAACAGCAUCCAGGCUAUUGCUUGCAUGGUGCCUACACGAGAAGCACUUACAGCGUUGCAAAAGUGCCUUACCCAUGAUCACGAGUACAAGGGUAUCAAAACCGUGUACCUUGGGAUUGUUAGUAUACCCACGCAAUACAGCAAAGGCGACGAUCCAGAUUACUAUCCCUGCACGGAAUCAGAGUCAGCCGUCGUCCCGCUUGACGACAAGAAGUUGGUCGAAUAUCUCACAUCAGCCUACAAAGCCCAUAUCGCUCUGAUGCUCGGAGACUCCGCGGUUCGUGAGGACGAAUUUCAUCGAAAAAGCGCCAUGAGGUUCAAAAGGAGCCUCGAACAGGACUGGAAAUAUCGACGGGACUUGCGCAAUAAAUGGGACCCCGAGAACGGCAUCAAGCUAAUACCAGCUGUUAUAUUUGGACAAAGGACGAGGCCGAUAGCAUUCUGGAAUGGCAGUCGUCUUCGGCGUGCUGCCCAUAAGUUUCACAUCAGUUGGCGCGAGUCCCAGGUUGACCUAAUUUGGAUGGAUACGUUUGCCUAUGGCAAUGGAGCUGGUAACGAAGACGACCUCAACGAAAAUGAGUGUGAGAGGCGGCUACGAUGGGCGACUCGAAAUGAGAAGGACUAUCUCCGAGACCUUCAUUGGUCACCGCACAGUGCUGAAGGGGAGGAAAGAUGGAAUACUCCUACGUGA
Fusarium musae is the source of this 1083-nucleotide messenger RNA. RefSeq lists its product as uncharacterized. The record is from RefSeq and is a predicted model, not a curated record. The transcript has a single exon. Bases 1 to 1083 code for a protein of 360 amino acids. NCBI's taxonomy places the organism in Eukaryota, Fungi, Ascomycota, Sordariomycetes, Hypocreales, Nectriaceae.